UCAAGCCGCAGUCGCAGUCACAGUAGCCCCCACCGUCCCAGUCCCAGUCUCAGUCCAGUCUCAGGCCCCGGUCGAAACAUUCUGCAACAGAAAAAACCACAACAACGUGGCCGGUCGACGCGCAUGCGCAGAGGCAGCUGGAAAAAAAAGAGUCCCUCCUCACAUGUAAAAAAUCUUCUUUCAACUGCUGUGGUUUCUCGAGAGUUUGUUGGUGAGGGCGGCGUGGGCGAGAGGACAGGUGUAGCGAUGACAGCGAUGUCGGCUCAAAGAUGAUCGAGGCCUUUGCGAAUCACCUGAGCAGUCAUUUGGGACGUCACCUCUUCUACUGGUCGAUUGAUACGACGGCACCGAACAGAGCCAGCAGCGGCAGUGGCAGCGGCAGCGACGGUGGGAACUACGGCCUCAAUCUGCGUCUCUCCGAGCUGAUCAACAAGUUCCACGGCCCCCUCGAGAGGGGCGUGCAGGUGCUGGAUCAUCUGCUGACCCUCGAAGAGGACGACUUCGCCGGCCAUUGGGGCAGCGCCUACGCGCACAACUAUGAGCCGGAGUACGCGGUCCGAGUGCCGGAAAACGAGGAGAUGCCCCCGCCCGAACACAUGGAGACGCUCAAUAAUGGCAACAUUCUGCUGCACUCGCCGCCGCACAACCAUCAGCAGCAGCAGCAACAACAGCAGCGGGCGGGAGCAGCCCUCUCGCCACAGGCCGGAGGCGGCGCCUCGGGCAGUGCGGCCGAUCAGAAUAUCCAGAUAACCCAACCCAUAAGCGCCCCAUCCUCACCCCUGGCCUCGCCCGGUGCCCUCAACAUCAGCAGUGUCGGCAGCCCCACGGCCUUCUGUAUGCCCUCGAGCUCGGCAGCAGCCGCUGCCAUUUCGGCUGCCUCUGCCGCCGCUGCCUCAAAUUCAACCCCCACUCCCACUAGCGGCAGUGGAUCGUAUGUUUGUUCAGCUGGCGGCACCAACUGGCACUAUGCGGCUGUGGGCGCCUCCAAUGCCAUCGACACGGCCGAUCCCAACUGGCAGGCCAGCAAGGCGACGGUGCUGGAGCGGAACGCGGCCAUGUUCAACAAUGAGCUGAUGUCGGACAUCAAGUUCAUUGUGGGCGAGGAGUUCGAUAUCGAUCCCGUUCAAACAAUACCCGCGCACAAAUACAUCCUAGCCACGGGCAGCUCGGUCUUCUAUGCCAUGUUCUAUGGCGGUUUGGCCGAGAACAAACAGGAAAUCAAAGUGCCUGAUGUCGAGCCCACUGCCUUCCUAACGCUGCUAAGGUAUCUCUAUUGUGAUGAAAUCAAACUGGAACCUGAACACAUCUUGGCCACUCUGUAUGCGGCCAAAAAGUACAUUGUACCGCAUCUGGCACGGGCGUGCGUCAACUAUUUGGAAGUGAAACUGACGGCAAAAAACGCCUGCCUACUUCUCAGUCAAUCGCGUCUUUUCGAGGAGCCCGAACUGAUGCAGCGUUGCUGGGAAGUGAUCGACGCCCAGGCCGAGAUGGCGGUUAAGUCCGAGGAUUUUGUGGACAUUGACCUCAAGACGUUCGAGUCGAUAUUGUCGCGCGAGACCCUCAACUGCAAGGAGAUCCAUCUGUUCGAGGCAGCCCUGAACUGGGCCCUCAACGCCUGCGAGAAGAUGAGCAUCGACAAUACGCCCCAGAACAAGCGGCGGCUGCUGGGCCAGGCUCUGCACCUGAUACGCAUUCCGACCAUGACACUGGAGGAGUUUGCCAACGGUGUGGCCCAGACUGGCAUCCUCUCAUCGCAGGAGACCAUCGACAUGUUCUUGCAUUUCACCGCCAAAAUGAAACCGAAUCUCGGCUUUCCGACGCGUUCGCGUGCGGGCCUCAAGACCCAGGUCUGCCAUAGAUUCCAGUCAUGCGCCUAUCGCUCGAAUCAGUGGCGUUACCGCGGGCGCUGUGAUUCCAUUCAGUUUUCAGUAGAUCGCAGAAUCUUCAUUGUGGGCUUUGGUCUGUACGGCUCGUCGACGGGCGCCGCCAACUACAACGUGAAGAUUGAGCUGAAGCGCCUGGGCAGGACACUGGCCGAGAACGACACGAAGUUCUUCUCGGAUGGGUCCAGCAACACGUUCCACGUAUUCUUCGAGAAUCCCAUACAGAUCGAGCCGGAGUGCUACUACACCGCCUCGGUCAUACUCGAUGGCAACGAGCUGAGCUUCUUCGGCCAGGAGGGUAUGUCCGAGGUGCUCAUGGGCAAUGUGACAUUCCAGUUCCAGUGUUCGUCGGAGAGCACCAACGGCACUGGCGUGCAGGGCGGCCAAAUACCGGAACUGAUCUUCUACGGACCAACCACAGUGACGGCCUUAAACUCGCCCACCAAUUCGGUGUGUGCCACGCCAAUCGCAGGAGCGGGUGGAGGCACAGCAGCUGGAUCAGCGACUGCCGUUGCAAAUGGCAGCAGCAGCGGAUCGGCAUCGACAGCUGCUGGCAACAAUGUAAACAGCUCCGGGGAGGAACUCGGCGGCGGUGGCGGCGCCGGCGAUGGAAGCACCUGAUGUGCACAGCUCUACUGCGCCGAAUGGCAGGGAUCCUGCUACUAUCGCCAGCAGCAGCCGCACCAUCAGCAGCAGCAGCAACAGAGGAGACCAACACAGCAAUAUAAGACACAACCACAAAUACAAAAUAGAAACUCAUGGGUUUUCAGUGCAACACAACAAAGCAAAUUGGAGUUUUAGAGGAAACGAUAUAGCAGAUAUAGACGUAUAUACAGUACAGUUAGUACAUAUAGA
Drosophila persimilis is the source of this 2738-nucleotide messenger RNA. RefSeq names its product BTB/POZ domain-containing protein 6 (gene lute). Gene Ontology annotation, molecular function: protein binding. Gene Ontology annotation, biological process: neurogenesis. The coding region runs from base 270 to 2504 and encodes 744 amino acids. NCBI's taxonomy places the organism in Eukaryota, Metazoa, Arthropoda, Insecta, Diptera, Drosophilidae. Gene Ontology annotation, cellular component: cytosol. The record is from RefSeq and is a predicted model, not a curated record. The transcript has 6 exons.